ACAAGCGCGUGUUAACAAACAUUUAUCUUCGUUUCCAAUUAUUGUUAUAUUGCACAUGUGUGGUCUAGCAGUAUCGUGCUUUCUUCUGUUCUUUCUUUCUUGCUUUUUUUUUUCUUGCACUGCUCCCGGGAUCACAUGCCCAGGUUAACAAGGAUGUUCUGCUUCCAAAUAACAUCACUUCUAAUCCCUAUAUUUCUCCUCGCUUUCGUUAUCAGCACACGAGAAAACGGUAGGUGUCCGUUCUGGCAACCGUCCGGUGAAGGAGGACGCGACAAUCUAAACCAACCUAUAGUUCUACUCGAAUUAUUGAGCACCACGGGGUCUUGAGCCACUACUACGCAUAAACCCACUGUUCAUGCCUUAGGGCACAGAGCACUCCAGGGACCUUAGAUUGUCGCAAGAGCUCACAGGUCACCUAUCUCAUCGCCACAGCGUAGCCUCUGCGCGUUGGCAGCCUUCGCGCUGUUAUGAUCGGCCCUCGCCUGCCGUGCAAUCAAAGGCAGGCGACCGUAUAGCCCCAAGGUACCGGCGUUGACACGCUCCAGCGGCAAGGACGGCGGCUUUUACACUUUCGUCGCGGAGAAAGAGAGCUAGCGACGCUACAUUCACGCACCUAUACUCCCUGUCCUCAUCCACAUCCCCCAUAAUAAGCUCUUCGUCCUCUUCGCUCCCCGUGGCAGAGCAGUAUAGCAAGCUGUACGAGAGCGAGGCCGAACUCGUCACCUUUUCUUGUGCAAUUUCUCCAGCUCUCUAUCAAAUUACAAAGAAAUGAGGUAUCAGCGCAGGUGCGCAGCUAUACAAACACGCGCAUUACAGAACGAAACACUCGGCACUUGACAUUUCCCGCACCCCGAGUUUUCCCCUCCUUCUCUCUCUCUCGCUCUCUCUCACAGCUCGACGCGUGUCUGCUCCGCCGGGUCCAGGCAUCCCCUCGAUCCGUGGCUCUCGCUCUCCUCUGCGGAGGAACCCGCAGCCCCGAAAAAAAAAAAAACGAAAAAAAAAACGCGGGAUUCGCGGGAUACUCAACGCUGCGCAGGCGCAGUGGAGGACCACCGCGACGUCGGAGAGCUUCUUUCCCUCUCUCGCACGCACAAACACACGCACUGCACCGCGGGAAGCAGGAACACGCACCAUCACCGACGUAGGGCCCGCGCCUCCCGGUCCACACUGCGCGGUUCGCCUCCGUCGCACGCGCGCGCGGGAAAACCCCGAGAGGCCGGCUUCUACUCCUACCUCGGACCGCCGCCUUACAGCUUAGUACGCUUUGUGCUCUGAGGAAAGCCUGGCAAUAUCGGAACAACGGUUCGGCCUUUGCACGGAGCCUCGCGCUAACAACGGGAGCGAAGGAAGGACACCGGAGCCGCAGUGAACGACGACGAACGGAGCGUGAAUACGACAGCGUCGUCGGUCCCGGCAGCGGCCCUUGCCGGCACCAGGCCUAGCCGCCGGCGACUCGAUCGCCGGGGGUACGCCGGCGUUCCCUCGUCGUGGCCGACGUCGGCGCGGCGCUGCCACACGAGCCGCCCGCGCGCGCGCUCCUUUCUCAUUCUCGCGUAGAAAGACGAGCCGCCGCCGCAGUUGUUCGUCAGUCACGCGCCUUUCCUCCGCAGCCAGCCGGCGGCGGUCGCCGCAGCUGCUCCUCUUUCUUCGCUAACCAAAACCAAGCGGCGGCUGCGCAGUGCCAGGCCGAACGAAGGCACGACACGGCGGUGGCUGCGGCAAUCGAAGUUCGGUACCCGCGUCGAGGCGCAAAGGGACCUCCUCAACUGUCGCCGGUGCAAGCUUGACCGCACGUAGGAUAACGACCCGGCCCCCGAGAGCGGUUCAGAGUGCUCUGUUGUGCUUGUGGCGGUGUCCGGAACAGGAUGGAUUUCUUCUGAACCAGAGGGAUGCACUGGCGUCGGAAACGGUCGCCGAGUGCCGUCGUGGGCGCUGCGAUUCGAUGAUUCCUGGUGCCGCAUUCGCUGGCUUCGCGGAUGAGGUCACCUGAGCGCUUCCCGUCAGAGGAGCAGCAGCCGCGCCAGCAGCAGAAGCCGUCAUGAGCCCGUCCUGGCUGCCCCGUUUCCGGCCCCUGUUUUUGCUGGUGACGGCGCUCAACGUGCUGCUCCUCUACAGCGUGGGCCACUAUCUGUGGACGCCGUGGUCCGCGGCCGUGUCCUCCUCGUCCGCGGAGGGCUCAGGCUCUGCCGCCGGCGCCUGGGAGCGGGCCACGCCGGUGGGACACCGCAUUCGAACCGCGGGCUGCACGCUGCCCCAGUUCGACGCGUUCGACCCCUCUGUCAGGCCGUACUUUCGGCGCCGCUCGGAGACGCGACGGUGCUACGGGAGACCGAACUUCCUCACCGUCAGGGAUGGAUUUCCGGCCAUCAUUGAUGAAAAUCUCAAAGAACAUGGCGUGCUUCCGAAGGACCUCGUGUGCUUCUACAAAGAAAUCUACCGAAAUGAAUCUUUGAAGAAACCCGACGAGAAGUACUUGUAUGGUUCCAGAGAGCGACUCCUGUUUGACGAACCGCUGAGGAAGGAGUUCCUCUUCGUCGAAUGCGCCACGAGGCAGUCUCCGGAGCAGUCGUUUCACGACCAGUUUCUCCUCAACCCGGUGAUCAAAGGCAGUGUCGAGGAACGCUGUCGCACGGCGCCCGCCGGAACGCCGCACAACCUGAGCGUUCUAGUCCUCGGUCUCGACUCGGUCUCGUACUUAAACUUGGACAGACACCUGCCGGAAACCGCGAAGUUCGUUCGCGAAAAGCUGGGUGCUUUCGAACUCUAUGGAUACAACAAGCUCGGGGACAACUCGUAUCCGAACCAAGUUCCCCUGAUCAUGGGCCUCAAGGACCACGAGGCGACCAAGGCCGCUCCAGAUGGGUUCUACGACGACCUGAGUGGCCGGUUCAUUUGGCAGCUGUAUGGCGAACGGGGUUACCGGACUAUGUUUCUCGAGGAGUCGCCGUUCUACGGCCUCUUCAACUACUUCAGCCAGGGCUUCCGGCGCGCACCGGCCGACUACUACCUCCGACACGUCAUCAUGGCCAUGGACGACUCGCCCAAGAAAACCCAAGACUGGCAGCGCGUCCGCUGCUUGGGACCCACGAUGCCGUUCGAGGAGCUGCUGGACUACCUCGCCCGCUUCACGGACGUGAUGGCCGAGCGUCCUUUCUUCUCCUACACCUGGAUCAGCGAGAUCACGCACGACUCGCUGAACAGCGCGGGCUACGCAGACGAGCCCUUCCGGCGACACCUGGAAACUUUGUACUCUUCCGGCACGCUCAACCACACCGUUCUCGUCUUCCUCAGCGACCACGGCUUGCGGUUCGGCGACGUUAGGGCAACUUACAUCGGCAAGUUUGAGGACCGCCAGCCCUUCGCCUUCGUGGUCUUCCCGCCGUGGUUCCUCGAGCAGAACCCAGAAGCGGCGCGCAGUCUGCGCGCCAACCAGCGCCGCCUCACCACUCACUUCGACGUGCACGCCAUGCUCGUCGAGCUGCUCGACUACCCGAACGCCGAGCGACCAAACUCCACGUACGGACUCAGCCUGCUGCACGACGUGCCCGAGACGAGGACGUGCGCCGACGCGUCCAUCACGCAUCACUGGUGCGCGUGCAACGCCCGCUCCGACGCCGCCGUUUCCGGUGAGCUGGCCUCGACGCUGGCGAACCACUUCAUGUCCAAAAUCAACGGAUGGGUGGCCCAGGCAGCGCGGAAGUGCGCCGAGUACAAGCUACUGCAAGUCAUGGACGUGACGGCGCUCCAGGCGACCCCUGCUGAGCGUGCGACGAACACAAGUCACUACUGGGUGACCAUCAAGCUUUCUCCGGGCGAGGCCGUGUUCGAGGGCACAGUGCGUGUGCAGGGAGACAAUGUGACGGUGAUGAAGGAGAUCAGCCGUUGCAACUGGUUCGCGGGCCUGUCCUACUGUGUCCGCAACCACUGGCUCGAGAAGUUUUGCUAUUGCCGUCGGACGGUCGGAGAGCUGGUUUGAUGUUGGCGGUCCUUGUGUAGACCGUUAGCUCAUUCACCGUCGAGAAUGUUGAUCCGCAGCGUUAAUUCCCAUAAGCAGCAGCACUGCCGGAACAGAAGGUGUAUAGGCAUCUACAAGGCUAUUUACUUCCUUCUAGUGAGUAUUCGCGUAGUAGAUUGGCAGUGCUAUGGGCUUUUGCGUGACCGUGUUAACCAGCGCUAAAGCAUCCGUUGUAAAUAGACCGGACUUUCUCCAAAUGUGAUAUACCUCCUAGGAGGCGACGGCAGACCUUUCUUCGCCUUCGCCAUCAAACCCUCUUUGACGGUUGUGCCGUGCUGAAGCAGGUUAGUGGGAGCUCUUUCCGCCUAAUACUGCCUGCUCCAGCACCGAGAUAUGCAAGGUUGCUCCUUUUUUGGCAUAGGAAUCGCGUACAGCGUUCGUUGCCUUAGCGCAGGGAAGAUAAUCCAGCCUCAACUACAUUCACAAUACUGUAACCUGACUUGAUCAAACCGCCAUUUCGGGGAUGCAUGGCGCGAACUUCCUUUAAUCGGUGUACCAAGCGUGUGCAAACUAGUCGCUUCCACGAUUGUUCGCCGUCUCCCGACGUGACCAGCCAGGAAAUUUUUAGCCUCUCCGCAUACGUAUUACCAUUUGCGGAAUAAAGGAAUACCGGAGACGCAAACGGGGAGCAGCAGCGCUGGUGGCGCCAUGUGGUGACGCUGAGUUUGAGUAGAACACACCAUAGAGUUUCCUACAAAAUUCUUGUAGGAAACUCUAUGGAACACACAAAACAUGGCUCCAAGAUCCGAUGGCGCGUGUUGAUUUAGACCGCGCGUGCUGCCCGAUCUCAGAUUCAGUGCACAAAACUCGUGUUAUACUUAGUUUCUGGCGUAAAAGCGACAAGCACCAAAUGCAUUUUCAUUUCAGCGACGACACUCAUGGCACAUGAAGCAUCUUUAAUGCGCUGCGGUUGAAUAACAUGUUACAAGAUGUCGCCAACAGUGUGGCUGCCGUCCGUCUAUGUAUCCGCUCUUUCGGUAUUCCGUAAACAGUAAACCUAUAUGGGCAGGUUACGUUUCCGGUGCCGGUAGAUCGCACGAGACAUUCUCGGCACUUUCGCUCAUUUGAGCUUUCCUAUGCGUACAGAACAUCGGGCUUCACAUAUUCGCAGCCGAGCCCAUUUCGGGGCGUGUACUCCCGUUAGGGUACCGUAAGCGUUGCCCGUUGUUAUUAUGUAAUACUCGUUGCCAUAUUUUGCAGCGUGCAGCGCAUGUGACGUAAAAUCAUUUCUUAUGUUUAUUUGUUUACUUUGGUUGCAAGGGCUGGAACCGAAUACUAUGUAGUCCAAAGACGCUGCGACAUUUGUUUUACAGUGACCGCGCCAAAGAAGGUGCAUGAAAGUGCCAAAAGAACGCAGGCGUCAUCAUUGAUUUUAGGAAAGUUCUCAGACCUCUCAUCUCAUUACGCUGCGCAUUAUGAAUCUCCAUUUUCGUUGCGGUGGUAGUAAAGCCGAUUUUGCCUGUGAAUACAGUGCAUACUUACAAUAUGGGUCGGGCGUGUGCGCAUCUGCCAAGCCGCCAUAUAUGAAGCUUCAAUUCUUCAAGCCCGUAGGCAUGAUAGUAAUGAAGACUUUCAUUUUGGGGCGACUAUAUAGUGACCAUUCCCUCUCUAUUCAGCUUGGAUUCGCGUAAUGAACGAGUGAAAGUUCAAUCACAAGAAGGAAAAAAAAUCACUUCAAGGCCACAAGAACGGGCAGUCCCGCUCACAUCCCAUCGUCUUCCUGCUGUGGUCUCGAAAGAGUCUUCCAAGGCAUAUGACCCCACGUGACGGACAGUCUCUACGCUAAUUACGGUCACCGAGCAAUUAGCGGCUGGUUGUGCGUUCAAAUAGACCGGAAAGUUCGUUGUUGCCAACGACGCGCCAACCAAAUGCGGUCAGAGAGUUAUUGGGUUCGUCACUAUGACUUUAGCAGAGCUUUCCCCCUACGAAUGCCAUCAUCUUUCGGCAACGCUCACUUUACUUGUAGGCCUAUCUACCAUUCGCAGUUUGCUAACAGGCUUUUCAACCUUUACUUCGCUGCUUGACGAGUUGCAUUCAGCCAUUAAAGAACAAAAUUGGAAAAAAAAAA
Molecule: messenger RNA, 6083 nt
Organism: Dermacentor andersoni
Lineage: Eukaryota; Metazoa; Arthropoda; Arachnida; Ixodida; Ixodidae
Source: RefSeq, a predicted model, not a curated record